Molecule: messenger RNA, 1580 nt
Organism: Lycium ferocissimum
Lineage: Eukaryota; Viridiplantae; Streptophyta; Magnoliopsida; Solanales; Solanaceae
Product: G-patch domain-containing protein 1
Exons: 11
Coding region: 111-1196 (361 amino acids)
Biological process (GO): regulation of ribosome biogenesis
Cellular component (GO): nucleolus
Molecular function (GO): nucleic acid binding
Source: RefSeq, a predicted model, not a curated record
GUUUAGGUCUCAAAUUGCUUUGCUCUCUCUUUCACCAACCCUCUCCUCGUUUUUUCUAUAAGCCCUAGAGAGAGAGAGAGAGCGUUGCAAAAGAGGACACGUGUCAGGCUAUGGCGGCGCCGGAAGCUCCAGUUAACUAUGUUGGAGUUGCCAGAAAAUCCGCCGCUUUCCGUCUCAUGAAACAAAUGGGAUGGGAAGAAGGAGAAGGCCUAGGCAAGAACAAGCAAGGAAUCAAAGGAUAUGUCAGAGUUCAGAACAAACAAGACACUGCAGGUAUAGGUACUGAAAAGCCAAAUGAGUGGGCGUUUGACACUGCUCAGUUUGAUAGCAUACUUAAAAGAUUGAAAGUGCAAUCAGCUGAACCCAACAAUGAUGAAGUAAAAGAGAAAAAAGAAGUGCAAAAUGACACAGCAACAAGAACUUCCAAGGGUGAACAAGAGACUGUUGCUAAGAGUACUCGGCCUCAAGGAAGAUAUAAGAAAAGGGAGAGAGGAAAGCUUGUGCACGCAUAUUCAUCUCAGGAUCUUGAAGGAAUUCUUGUCAAAAAGGCAAAAACAGAGACAAAUGAUGAUCAGAAGGUACCAGAUACAGCGGAGAGUAUUAUUGUUGCAGAUGAUGCAGGGAAUGAAGAUCAAGGUGUUCCCCCAGAAUGGUGGGGCUAUAAAAAUGGAUUUGUUUCAGGAGGAUUUCUUGGAAGUCAAGCUCGGAGAAAAAAGCCAUCCUCGUCCGAGAAGAUGCGAGACUUCAGUGACAGGACCACAUUCCAUGAGGAGGAUCAAGAAAAUCUUUAUAACCUUGUGCAAAACACAGCCACAACUGGAAAACAAGGACUGGGUAUUAAGGACCGGCCGAAGAAGGUUGCUGGUUGCUACUUUGAGGGGAAAAAGACGUCCUUUGACGAUAGCGACGAAGGAGAUUCUUCUGAGUCAAACCCUCCCAUGAAAGAAGAAUAUGAAGAAAUCAGUGACCCAGUCAAAAAUGGUGAACCAAAAUUGAAGCUAAAGAAAUUGUGUAAACGGCUGUUGAAACAGGCACCUGGGAACUCGUUAAAGCUGAAGCAGCUUAAAGUGCUAAUUGAUGAACAAUCAUCAGAUCUUUUCUAUUUCACUAAAAAAGAGGCUAUUGCUUUUUUGAAGAGCAAGCUUGAAGGCAGUGACAAGUUCUCAAUGGAGGGGAAGAGGGUGUCUCUUUCUUAAAGAGGGCUGAAAGCAUUUGCCUUGGCUGAGAUUAGCUGUAACGAAAUGUAGAUGGCCACCAAAACUAGGUUCACAUUAAACCACUUAGGUGGGAGGUUAUGAGUCUUCCACCUCAAUUUCAUGUUAUUUUUGCUGAGAUGUAGCAAGGAGCAGCAUUGCGUUUGGGGAUUGAAGUCCAGCAUUUAGGCAGUUUUUUCUUCAUCCACCGACCUGCCCUUGUUCUUUUUUCUUUUCUUUUUAAAUUUUUAUUUUAUUUUAUACUUUUAACAUUAUUUUGGGUUAUCAUUGGUCUGUUAUAUGCUAAGGAAUAGAGGUCAGUAUACGUUUUGUAUUAUGAACAUAUACCCAUUCGAUUGUUACACCUUUUUAAUUUGUUAUUGCACA